This is a messenger RNA of Colias croceus (clouded yellow), 628 nucleotides long. RefSeq names its product biogenesis of lysosome-related organelles complex 1 subunit 6-like. NCBI's taxonomy places the organism in Eukaryota, Metazoa, Arthropoda, Insecta, Lepidoptera, Pieridae. The transcript is spliced from 5 exons. Gene Ontology annotation, cellular component: transport vesicle; extrinsic component of membrane; BLOC-1 complex. Gene Ontology annotation, biological process: intracellular transport. The record is from RefSeq and is a predicted model, not a curated record. Bases 166 to 561 code for a protein of 131 amino acids.
UCAAUAAAAUCACAAAUUUCAAAUCAAAUGUCAAAUGUGAUAAUUUAUUGAAAUGUUGAAAUUAUUGAAAAAAUACACAAAUAAAUAAAUCAAAAUACCUUUUAUAAUUAUCUUUGCGUAGAUUACUUGUAUUUAUAUUAAUUACCCUUAUAUAAACAUUCAAUAAUGUCCUCUACCGACAGCGCUGUUGAAACUACUGUUAAUCCUGAAAAUGUGGAAGACUUAAAAACUGUUCAGUUGCUAGCUAAAGGAAUGCUUGAGUUAUAUGAACCACCUUUGGUUACUAUCAAAACGCAUUUAAAAGAACUAACAGAAAAGCAAGAUGCAGUACACAAUAUGUUACUAUCGGAGAGACGGCGGCUCGAAGACUUACAGAAUGAUGCAACACUUGAUGCAUUGCUAGCUGAUGUAGCGACGAGUAAGGAGAAACUGAAUUCAAUAUCGAAUUCAAUGAUUAGUUUGCACAAGAGGGUCCAAGCAUUACAGACAAGAGCGGUAAAUGUGGAGAAAAUUGCUAAAAGUAGAGCAGCAAAUAACAGUCAACCGAAAAGCGGCAGUUAGCAACAUACUUUGGUAUAAUUUGUUGGUUUCCAUGCAUAAUAAAUAGUAGGUAAUAAAUAAUAAAGUA